Saitoella complicata NRRL Y-17804 is the source of this 1684-nucleotide messenger RNA. RefSeq lists its product as uncharacterized. Bases 10 to 1551 code for a protein of 513 amino acids. Gene Ontology annotation, cellular component: small-subunit processome; box C/D methylation guide snoRNP complex. The record is from RefSeq and is a predicted model, not a curated record. The transcript has a single exon. Gene Ontology annotation, biological process: tRNA splicing, via endonucleolytic cleavage and ligation; box C/D sno(s)RNA 3'-end processing; rRNA methylation. Gene Ontology annotation, molecular function: rRNA methyltransferase activity; RNA ligase (ATP) activity; histone H2AQ104 methyltransferase activity. NCBI's taxonomy places the organism in Eukaryota, Fungi, Ascomycota, Saitoellomycetes, Saitoellales, Saitoellaceae.
GAGAAGUACAUGAAGCGAUGGGACGAUCAGGUUCGCAGCCUUCCGGAUCUAUCAAAUAUCCAGCGCGUAAACGUAUUCGACUUCGACAACACACUCUUCCAGACACCGUUGCCAAAUACACAUGACCUUUGGGAUGGAGCCACAAUAGGCAUGAUUUUUUCGGAUAGUGGCUUUGGCGGAAAAGGAGGAUGGUGGCAUGACCCACGUAUUCUGGCCGCCACUGGAGAAGGGCCAGACGUGGAGGAGAAACGUGCAUGGGAGGGACACUGGAAUGAAGACGUCGUCGACCGAGCACGAAGCUCCAUGGCGGACAAACAUGCCUUGACGGUGCUCCUAACAGGUCGAGGACGCAAGCGGUAUACGCCGCUCUUAUCAAGAAUAUUGAACUCGAAGCAGCUUGAGUUCGAUGUCAUCUCGCUAAAGCCGUCUAUGCCAGUGGAACAGUUCGAGAAUACCCUUGAGUUCAAGAAAGCUUUCUUGGCUGAUACACUACGCACAUUUCCGAAAACGCAGUCAAUAAAGGUUUAUGAAGACCGGCCGCAUCAUGCAACGGCAUUCCGCGAGUUCCUCGAGGGGGAAGCAAUUGUACAAAACUCGGUAGGGAAGGAGCCACUGGAAGUCGAGGUGAUCGAUGUUCCACCAACUACGAGGUAUUUGCCAAAGGAAAAGGAGAUUGAGCUUAUUCGGUCUAUGGUUAAUGACAACAACCGUGAGGCUGCCUCUCCGUGGGACGAACUGCACGUGUGGAAAGGUCGAGUUUUGUUCACCGGCUACCUCCUGACAUACGAGGACAAGCAACAUCUGCUGAAGCAUUUCGCACCGCCGGCAAUCCCAGAAGGGGAUCCGGGCAGAUGGUCCACAUAUGCCGACCACAUCACCAUAACUCCCAAACAUGCACAUCCCAAUUGGCUAUUGAAGAAAUCAGGUGGAUUGGGGUAUCAAUUGGAGUUCGAGACCGUGGCUAGGGGUUUAAUCAAAAACCGGGUAUUCGCUGUCAGAGUGGAACCCGUCGACGAGAAAGCACCAUUCUACACAGUUAACAAGCACGCUCACCUCACAAUCGCCGCACGGCGUGAUCUCGACGCAAAGCCCUUCGAAUCGAACACUAUCACACAUUGGGAGGAAAUCCCACAAGAAGAAAGACUAAGAUUCGUUGGAACAGUUGGAGAGAAGGUCUUCUGGAGCGUGAAUGAGGGAACGAAACCAACUCAUCAGACACACGGUUUCAGGAAGAGAUUUGCAUUAGAAGUACAGGAGGAACAAGCACUCCGGAAGAAAUCGUUUGCAGAAAGAAUACAGCAGGAAGGGGAAAGUCCCAUACGUCCACGUAAUGGAGAGCAUGGAGGUGAAAGAGGAGGACAGAGAGGAGGAUUUAGAAGAGGACGUGGAGGCCGCGAGGGUGGAAGAGGAGGAUCAAGGGGAGGGUUCGGAGGAGGGCCAGUGCGGUUUAGAGGACGGGGUCGUGGUCGUGGUCGUGGGUCUGAAGAUGGCGGAGGGCCUGCCGAGAGCUGGACACCUCGGAUGCCACCUAAAGAUAGACCUCUGACAUGAUCCAAUGAUCAACAAGAUUACGAAUAUAUGAGUGAAGUUCUAAUUGUCCCAUUCAUUACUAUACAAAAAGUGAAAUUAACCCGUAUUAAAAAACCAAAAACGCCAAACAAUAACAUACAUCCUAGGUUCUUCC